GUUGGAUGUCUCGAGACCGGUCUCGAGACCACUUUUACGUGGUCUUGGUCUCGACGUACUUUGGUCUCGGUCUUGCUGUCUCAGGUCAACAUAGUGGUCGGGAGAUUUGGAGUCAACAGUAUCCAUGACACACAGCGUAACGUUCGAUAAUGUAUCAUGCGCAAAAGCUUUAGCUCUGAGAGCCGUGCUUAGAGAGUGCUUUGUAGUGAAUCAGAAUAGUCGACUCCCAUUGAGCGAGAGCCGGCUCCUCAAUUAAUUUCCUUUCGCUGCUCAGCUGUCACACAGCGACACACAGUGGCUCAGCCAUGCUCAAAUCCCUCCACAUUGUGGCAUUUUAUUAUUUCGCCUUUCGCGCCCUUCAAACACAACUAAAUGCAACCCGUUAGAUUGAGCAGUAUGCCCGGUCAGUAAGUUACAGAAAUGUCAGCGACUUCGUCUGUCAUAAAGUUUGCGUUCAUAGAACACAAAGAGUUUUUGGUAAAUGCAAAAAAGAAGCAUUCGGCAAAGUGCAGGUUUUGCAAAGUCUCCUUGACCGAGACAGCCGGGACUACCUCAACCUUCACCAGGCACCUGGAGCGCAAACACCCUCAAAGGUACUUGGAGUACAAAGCAGGAUCUGCAACAUCAGUGAUAGCGGUCAAUCCCACACAGCCUCAAUUAUCAUUGUUUGCUCCAAGCAUCCACUUAUUUUCCCCAAAUUCACCCAGGCAACAGGCCAUCACCCAGUCCAUCCUCCAGGACCUUAUAGUUGGAUGCUCUCUCCCCCUGUCUAUCGUUGAGAAUCCACAUUUUAGACACUUCCUGAAUGUCUUGGAUAGCAAAUACACUCCUGUGUCUAGAACCACCUUGACAGAGAAGCUGAUACCUCACCUUGUCACUAAAUUGAAGGGUGACAUAAUCAAAGCCCUGGAAGUCCAGCCAAAUGUAGCAAUAACAACAGACCUCUGGUCUGACCGGAGGCUUCGUACUUUCCUGGGAGUUACUGCUCAUGCUGCCUGCAAGAACAAGGACUCUUACAGUUUACAAUCAUUUUUGCUUGACUGUAGGCGUUUCACAGGGAAGCACUGCGGCGAACGAAUCGCCUCAGCAUUUGACAGAAUAGUUGAGGAGUAUGGCAUUGGCCAUAAAAUAAGCUACAUUCUGACGGAUAAUGCAUCCAAUAUGAAGCGGGCCUUUAAAGUCAGGAUGCCAGAAGUAGAGCACCCUGAAGGUGACAGCAGUGAUGACCUCGAUGAUGAAACAAUGUGGGAGGAUGCAGAAGGUUCUGAUCCAUGGUCAACGGGUGAACGUCUUUCUUGCUUCACCCACUCGCUGCAACUUGUAAUCAGUGAUGGGAUGAAAGAGGUAAAGGCAAUAGCUAGAGCCAUUGCCAAAGCCAGCAAGUUUACAAACCUGCUGCACAGCAGUAGUAACCACAAAGACUUGUUUGAGGCACACUUUGGCUCCAAUAAGUCCAUCCCAGCAGGAAACAACACCCGCUGGAAUAGCACCUACAGACAGUUAAAGGCUCUGAUCACACUUGACCACGGGGCCAUCACUGAAAUGUGCAGCAAUACAGAGAAUUUAGUGUUUUCAACCCGAGAGUGGGCUCAGCUGAAAGACCUUUGUGCUUUGCUUGAGCCUUUUUCUGAUGCAACAGACCUUACAGAAGGUGAUCAUCAGGUGACUAUUAGCAUGGUGGUCCCCACUGUUCUGGACUUGAAGAAUCAUCUUAUAAAGAUGGAAGUACAAAUGCCCCAGGCCGUAACUAUAGUCAGGGCACUGAAAAGAUCCUUAGAGAAACGGUUCUCUGGAAUUUUCAGGCAGAUUUGCAUGGACGAAAAGGAUCCAGAAGAGCCGUUUAGCCAUCGGAUCUACUUCCUUGCCACCAUGCUCGACCCCCAGUUUGGACUGACCUGGGUAGAUUUAGAUGUCCAAAAUGGUGAAACCGGACCAGCACUGAAGAGGUUCAGAGAUUACCUUAAAAAGUCAUUAAUAGGUGACUGUAUAAUAAUAAUAAUUUAUUGUUAUUGUUGUUUUUGUUGUUCCACUUAUUAUCACUGUCUUUGGUUUUAUAGCAUCAUUAGAAGCAUCCUGUCUAAUCCUGUCUUUGUGUGUGUGUGUGUGUGUGCGCACCCUUUUCCAGACCUUUUGAUCACAGAGGUAGACAGAGACGGACCUGCAGCACCAACAGAAGAAGACACAGAAUUAUCAGAUAGUGACUCAGCGCCACCCCCAAAACAACGUCUUCUUUCACACUACAAGGCAUUUAGGUUGCAACGCAGCACAAGCCAGGACUCGAGCACAAAUAAGCAAGUACCUAGACAGCAUAAAUGACUCUGACUGUGAUGCACUCACCUUUUGGUCAAAAAACAAAGAGCGUUUCCCCAGUCUACACAGUGAGGUGUGCACAUGUCUUUAUAUUGUUUGAUUACAGAAUUUUACUUAAAAUGGUGUUGUUUGACUAAAUAAAUGUGACCAUUGACUUUUAAAUAACAUCUGCAUAUCAAUUUGUGUUGACAGGCCUUAUCCGUUUUAGGGAAGUUGAUAUCAUACAGUGUAAUUUGACUAGUACUACUACAAUAGGACAUGAUGCAAUUUCAAGUUUAUAAUCUUCAGUUUGAUGUUACAAUUUUAUCUAUAUAUAAAGUGUAACUGAAACCAGUUACAUAUUUCAUAUUUUACAGUUGUUGGAGGUGAUCGCUGUUUUGUCAGAUGACUUUGGGGCCAGUCAAUACCAUCAUGUCAGCCCUUAAAAGCACACAAAAGUUAGUCUUUUUUGUCCCGGUCUUGGUCUCGUCUCGACUUGCCUGGCGAGAAGCUGAUUUUAUCUUAAUUUGUUCUUUGGAAUAUAAUGUAAAAAUAUGAAAAUCCUUUAUAUGACUCUUGCUGAAUGUGUCCACUACAUAGCAGCAGAGGGCUUUGUUUUGAAUGAAUUGAUCUUUUGUAUUAAUGAAGGCACAGGCUCUAUCCAUUUCCCUUACCCGAUGUUUCAUUCUAAAAGACACCUAUUUACGCAACCGGGAUGUGUGCGGGGGCCAAUUUCUGGCUUAUGUCUUCCACUUGCAUCACUCACUCUCUGUUGUGUGUGUGUGUGUGUGUGUGUGUGUGUGUGUAUGCUUUUCCAAAGGACAUCUAUUUGCACAGCCCCAAUGUGCGAUGGGAGGACAUCAUCGGUCUGGAGGAUGCCAAGCGAUUAGUCAAAGAGGCCGUCGUUUAUCCCAUUAAGGUGCGGCCGCUACCCGAGCAUGCUGGUAUUUCAGCU
Haplochromis burtoni (Burton's mouthbrooder) is the source of this 3244-nucleotide messenger RNA. RefSeq names its product E3 SUMO-protein ligase ZBED1-like. NCBI's taxonomy places the organism in Eukaryota, Metazoa, Chordata, Actinopteri, Cichliformes, Cichlidae. The record is from RefSeq and is a predicted model, not a curated record. The transcript is spliced from 2 exons. Gene Ontology annotation, molecular function: DNA binding. Bases 421 to 2316 code for a protein of 631 amino acids.